Messenger RNA from Sorex fumeus (smoky shrew), 1961 nucleotides. It is a transcript of the gene FAF2, whose product is annotated as Fas associated factor family member 2. Bases 56 to 1393 code for a protein of 445 amino acids. The transcript is spliced from 11 exons. Gene Ontology annotation, molecular function: ubiquitin binding. Lineage: Eukaryota; Metazoa; Chordata; Mammalia; Eulipotyphla; Soricidae. Gene Ontology annotation, cellular component: endoplasmic reticulum. The record is from RefSeq and is a predicted model, not a curated record.
UCACUUCCGGCGGGUGACGGUGCGGACGGGUCAGAGGCGUAGAGGCGGCGGCAAAAUGGCGGCGCCUGAGGAGCGGGAUCUCACCCAGGAGCAGACCGAGAAGCUGCUGCAGUUUCAGGACCUGACGGGCAUCGAGUCGAUGGAUCAGUGUCGCCAUACCUUGGAACAACAUAACUGGAACAUUGAGGCUGCUGUGCAGGACCGACUGAAUGAGCAGGAGGGCGUCCCGAGCGUGUUCAACCCCCCACCAGCUCGGCCACUGCAGGUCAACACGGCCGACCACAGGAUCUACAGCUACGUGGUCUCCAGACCGCAGCCGCGGGGACUGCUCGGCUGGGGCUACUAUUUGAUCAUGCUUCCAUUCCGGUUUACCUACUACACGAUACUUGACAUAUUUCGGUUCGCUCUGCGUUUUAUACGGCCAGACCCUCGCAGCCGGGUCACGGAUCCCGUUGGGGACAUUGUUUCCUUUAUGCACUCUUUCGAAGAGAAAUACGGCCGGGCACACCCUGUCUUCUACCAGGGCACCUACAGCCAGGCUCUCAACGACGCCAAGCGGGAGCUGCGCUUCCUCCUGGUCUACCUGCACGGGGACGACCACCAGGACUCGGACGAGUUCUGCCGAAACACGCUCUGCGCCCCCGAAGUCAUCUCCCUCAUCAACAGCAGGAUGCUCUUCUGGGCCUGCUCCACCAACAAGCCCGAGGGCUACCGGGUCUCCCAGGCCUUGCGAGAAAACACCUAUCCGUUCCUGGCCAUGAUCAUGCUGAAGGACCGGAGGAUGACCGUUGUGGGCCGGCUGGAGGGCCUCAUCCAGCCCGAUGACCUCACCAACCAGCUGACGUUCAUCAUGGACGCCAACCAGACGUACCUGGUGUCCGAGCGCCUGGAGAGGGAAGAGCGGAACCAGACCCAGGUGCUGCGGCAGCAGCAGGAUGAAGCCUACCUGGCGUCGCUGCGGGCCGACCAGGAGAAGGAGCGCAAGAAGCGGGAGGAACGAGAACGCAAGCGGCGGAAGGAGGAGGAGCUGCAGCAGCAGAAGCUGGCAGAGGAGCGGCGGCGGCGGGACUUGCAAGAGGAGAAGGAGCGGAAGUUGGAGUGCCUGCCCCCCGAGCCCUCCCCCGACGACCCCGAAAGCGUCAAGAUCAUUUUCAAAUUACCCAACGACUCGCGCGUGGAGAGACGGUUCCACUUCUCACAGUCUCUCACGGUCAUUCACGACUUCUUGUUUUCCUUGAAAGAAAGCCCCGAGAAGUUUCAGAUCGAAGCCAACUUCCCCCGCCGGGUGCUGCCCUGCACCCCCUCGGAGGAGUGGCCCAACCCCCCCACGCUGCAGGAGGCGGGACUCAGCCACACAGAAGUGCUCUUUGUUCAGGACCUCACAGACGAAUGACACUGUCUGCCUUGCCCCUCCAGCCCCUGUCCCUCCAAGAAACGGAAAACAUACACACACACACAACACACAAGCACCAAAAACUAAAAACAAAAAAAAGAAAGAGAAAUUCCUAUUAUUAUUAUUAUUAUAAUACGAUAUUUUUUUUAAAAGACUGCUGCAUUCUAAGGAAGGAUCGGAAACUGUCUGCCACAGCCACCACCUGCGUGUGCAAGAGGUGAGCCCUGAGCGCGCCUGCCUGCUCUUCCCUGCCGCUGAUGCACCUCGAACCUUCCAGAACCUUCCAGCACCUUUCGGCUGUUGUUCCGAACGGGAGGGGGCAUCCCACCGGCGCGUGUUCGUUGUGGCUUUUCUGGAAACGAGAAGCGAAGGAUUUCAGGGGUGACACCCCACCCCGGGACACACCCCUCCAGCUUCCACGGAGCCACGCGUGCGUGGGUCGGGCGGGGAGGAGACAGCAAGCGGAGCCCGGCCUCGAACUUCCGGCGCGAUUCAUGAAGAAUUUGCCUUUUUAUUUUAUUAUUUUUUUUUCUGGUUGCUUUGUAAAUGACCAAAGGAAUGAGGCUGA